Messenger RNA from Fusarium graminearum PH-1, 1104 nucleotides. RefSeq lists its product as uncharacterized. Gene Ontology annotation, biological process: intronic box C/D snoRNA processing; tRNA 5'-leader removal; nuclear-transcribed mRNA catabolic process, RNase MRP-dependent. Gene Ontology annotation, molecular function: RNA binding. NCBI's taxonomy places the organism in Eukaryota, Fungi, Ascomycota, Sordariomycetes, Hypocreales, Nectriaceae. The transcript is spliced from 3 exons. Gene Ontology annotation, cellular component: nucleolar ribonuclease P complex; ribonuclease MRP complex. Bases 182 to 688 code for a protein of 168 amino acids. The record is from RefSeq and is a predicted model, not a curated record.
CAAACAUACCAAAACUUAACCAAACAAAUAUACAAAAAAACAGCCAGAAUCAACGGAGAUCUCGAAUGCUUGAAACCUAAAUUUCUGUGGAGCGCUAGCUUUCAGUGUCCUAAGUUCUGAUCAGUACUCAUCUGCCUACCACUCGCCUUCAGGCAACCCAUACCUCACAACAAAUAACACGAUGGCUUCAACUGAGGUUAACAAUGCGCCUAAGAAGGUCCAUGGCACACAUACUAAGCUACCGGCCAUCUCAAAAGGCGCCCGUGUCGAAAAGCGCCCCCUAACCAGGCGCCAGGCUCCAGCAUCAUCCAAAUCCCGGAUUAUCUACGUGUCUUCUAAAACGCCUUUCAUGGCAGCCGUAAAGCGCGUCCGCAAGCAGCUCGACGCCUCGCUCAAGAAGACCGACGCGGCACCGAAGCACACGUCGCUGCACGCGCGUGUCGAGGGUCUUAAGCGGACUGCCGGCGGUGCGAGCGAUGGUGGUGCGGUGACACUUCUGGGCACCGGAAAAGCAAUUGAAAAGACCAUUUCCCUUGCAGGCUGGUUUGAGCAGGAGGGGGACUGCGAGGUGGAGAUCAAGACGGGCACUGUUGGCACCAUAGAUGAUGUGGUGGCCGAAGGCGACGAGGAGGACGAAAGCCGCCUGAGGAAGCUCAACUGUUUGGAGGUCCUGAUUAAGCUCAAGUGAGAUAGCUCCGCAGGUAACGGCGAUAAGGGAUCUAGGUGCACGACAGCAUGGGCGUGUCGCAUCCGAUCUACCAGUCUCGAGAAGUAAAACACAUUCCACGGCGUCCGAGUCGGAAGGCGCGGAUACGCAAGUAUGAUCCACAGGACCAAGGUCAAAUCUGACAGUAUCGAGAUCCGAAAGCUGAGUCGAGUCUGUUGGACGAGUUAGAAGAAUCUUUGGAAGGCCGCCGAUCCAGAUGAUCUGGGUUGCCUUUGCGAAACGGUGAUUAUGAAUCAAUCAAAUCAAAGGCCGUCUUACAUAUGGUCAAAAUCCUAAUGGCUGAUAGGAGUUGGGCGUGAUUGGACGGGAAUUGUAUCUCGAGUAUUUGGCUUAGAAUAGCCGCCAGGAAGAAGUGGAUGGUGGUUGCUUGUUAAUCC